UAAAACACUGUCUGAAUGUGAACCAUCCACCUCAGAUUCACUCUGCCUCUCGUAUUUAUUUUGCGACUCCACGCAGAUUCCUUCUCAUCGACACAUGUAACUGAUAGCAUUGUGAACCUUCCAGUUGGGACAGAAGCUACCUUCACAGAAUCGAACAGCGUGGUUCGACCUCUUUCUACUCCAUGCCUCUCCGUUAUCUCCAGUGCGUUCGCUCGUCUGCUCUGAAAAGUUUCGGUCGUGAGGAUAAAAGGACAUCUUGGAUCUUCAAAGGGAUUGUUUUUAACAACGGAAAAAGGAACUUCAGCAUGACUUUUCAGUGAGAGAGUCCCCAUAUCCAACACGACCUGAGGUUUUUUACACGACCUGAGUUUUUUUUUGCCACACAAACCUUCUGUCCUCGGCAAGCCAUAGCGCCUGAGCUUCUCCUGUAGUGCCGUUGCCCACUUCACCCGCCACCAUAAACCCCACACUGUCCACCUUCCUCCCCUCCUCCCUUGUGCGCUCACCCCCUCCCCUGCACCCUCCUCUUCCGGGCCCUCUACCAGACUCCAUCAUGGAUCUGCACCGGGCGGCCUUCAAAAUGGAGAGUUCCUCCUACCUGCCCAACCCGCUGGCCUCGCCGGCGCUCAUGGUGCUGGCGUCCACCGCCGAGGCCAGCCGCGACGCCUCCAUCCCGUGCCAGCAGCCGCGCCCGUUCGGGGUGCCCGUCUCCGUGGAGAAGGACGUGCACCUGCCCUUCAACAACGGCUCCUACACCUUCGCCUCCAUGUACCACAGGCAGGGCGCCGUGCCGCCGGGCUUCCCCAACCGGGAGUUCCCGCCCUCGCUGCUGCACCUGCACCACCAGUUCGCCCCGCCCAACCUGGACUGCUCGCCCAUCAGCAUGCUGAACCACAGCGGUGUGGGAGCCUUCCGGCCGUUUGCGUCUCCGCCGGAGGACAGGGACGCUGCCGCGGCCGCGGCCGCCGCAGGAGGCUACCAGUCGGCCUUCACCCCGGCCAAGCGCCUGAAGGGCUGCCUGGAGGCCGACGCCUCCCCUCACCUGCGCUACUCGGACGCCGAGGGCAAAGAGUAUGACUUUGGGGGCGGUCAGAUCCCCUCUGGUUCCCCCAGCGCGAUGAAGGCCGUGGAGGACGCCAGCAAGAAGAUUUUCGCCGUGUCGGGCCUGCUGUCGGACCGCGAGACCUCCUCCAGUCCCGAGGACCGCAUUGAGCGCUGUGAGUACCGACACCGUCUUUAUGUCCAUGUGCCCGUUGUGUCCAACACAUGCACCACAAAUCGCAGGAGUAAUGCCUGCCAUUAA
Molecule: messenger RNA, 1303 nt
Organism: Engraulis encrasicolus (European anchovy)
Lineage: Eukaryota; Metazoa; Chordata; Actinopteri; Clupeiformes; Engraulidae
Product: E3 ubiquitin-protein ligase Rnf220-like
Exons: 2
Coding region: 554-1303 (249 amino acids)
Biological process (GO): protein ubiquitination
Molecular function (GO): ubiquitin protein ligase activity
Source: RefSeq, a predicted model, not a curated record